Molecule: messenger RNA, 957 nt
Organism: Osmia bicornis bicornis
Lineage: Eukaryota; Metazoa; Arthropoda; Insecta; Hymenoptera; Megachilidae
Exons: 4
Coding region: 283-861 (192 amino acids)
Source: RefSeq, a predicted model, not a curated record
UUCAAGCAUACAGUAGAGCAAAACAGAUCGUUCGUAGCAAAUCGUGGAGCGACAAAUACUUUUAUAAUACGUUUCUUGCUUUGAUAUUUGAAACUGAAACAGUACCUCUGUCAUAGCUUAUCUCGCUAACGGAAGCUCACAGUAUCAAAUAUAAAUAUAAAUUAACACGCAUAUGUAUAUAAUAAAGAACUAAGUAGUUUGUAGAAUAUAUUUGAUUUUAUAAAAAAAAAUAGAACAAUAGUAAUAGAAAAACUACUUUUGUUUUAAAUAUUAACUGCAAAAAUGGGUUUUAAUCCUAUGAAAUGGAAAACGAGAAAUGUGUUGUAUACUAGUUUAACAUUCUUUAUUUUGUAUGUAUUUUUUAUAUAUAAAAAGAAACAUCAAGUAAUGUUCGAGGCUGUUAUUCGCGACACAAAUCCUAUUUAUGUAUGGGAAUUUGUUGCAGAUUUUAGCAACAUGAAAAAAUUAAAUCCAACAAUAGAAGAUUUUAAUAUUAUUGCGGAAAGUGGCAAUUAUGAUCACUGGAAGUAUUCGGUUGAAUAUACGGAACAUUUGAGUCAUAUACCAAUUAUUCGAAAUGUAGCACAGGGACAUUACGCCAUACGCCAGGAUAAUAAUGGUUACUUGAUCACUUCGAAACAUCAUACAUGUUUCUUUCUCAAGUUUGGAUGUUUGGAAUCGAUCUCGCAAUUUAGAUUUGAUCGAGACGGAUCUAACGAUACAAAAUGUAUGGAAACCGUGCAAUACGAAUGCCCGAUUGCAUUUUCAACAUUAUGUUAUAAAGAAGUUAUGUAUCAACGAGAGGAAAUUAUGAAAAGAUUGGAACAACAAUUCUCGAAUAAUAAAAUAAAAAAUAAUUAAUAAAAUUACAAUAAAUCUAAUAUAUAAAGCAUUUUGUAUUAAACUAUUUGUUAAUCUUGAUACGAUUAUUAUAAUAAACUUUACGAUGAUUAUAAA